Molecule: messenger RNA, 2676 nt
Organism: Vespa mandarinia (Asian giant hornet)
Lineage: Eukaryota; Metazoa; Arthropoda; Insecta; Hymenoptera; Vespidae
Source: RefSeq, a predicted model, not a curated record
GCUCUUUUUUUUUCUUCUUUUUUUUUUUUUAAUUUUAAAAUUGUACGUGACGCCGAAUGAGAGAUUCUUUUCUCGAGUCAUGCGGUUCGCGUGAAAGUGUGCAAUAAAAAAAAAAAAAAAAAGUAUUUUAUAACGACCUAAACGGAUGGCACGUUUCCAGCAUUGCAUACAUUUUCUUACAUGGAUUAUCUAUUUUCAUCGUUUUAUUUGAAAUGAAAAGAUAAAAAAAAUAGAAAAAAAAACAAAAAAAAAACAAAAUGGUGCUUGCGGAUGCGACGCUGACGGAUAAUCAUCACCGUCAGCGAGGAUUCGCGACAAAUGGCAACCCGGAAGGCAUCACUGUAUGUAAUCUGAUAGACGGAGAGACUCUGACCUAUAGUUUGGCCCUUAUACGCGGUCGGGCACCAUUGGCGUGUAAUUAUAUCACCGUUAGGGCUCAAAAAAAUGUGACAUCGGAAUGGCCAGUGGUCGGAGGCGAAUUUCGCGCGUUAGUUGAUCUUACGCGCGGAUCCAAUAAGAUGGAACUCGAGGCCGGAGGACACAAACGACGAUUAACUCUUUUGCAUGAACCGAGAACAACUAGGCUACGAGUGACACCGGUAUAUGUGGUAUGCGCGGGACACGAUGGCUAUUUCCAAGGACCACGAAGAGAGGAUAGAUCACCAGAAAGCGCGGCAACCAGAAUAGGUUUGGGUGCUAGACUCUUGCAAACUCUAACAGCGGAAAAAUUGAGGGAAGCUGGACACGGAAAGAAGACGUUUCAAUUGGAACGCGAUCUGGACGGUCCAGAAUGCUUGGUGAUGCACAGUAUGCUUCACGUCGACAGAGCACGAGCUAUGUCACAACGAGAAUUAUGGGAAUUGAUCGCACGCGAAUUGAUGACCGGUCCGUUAGCAUCGAAGGACCGGAAAUAUCUAGCUUUCUUAUCUUGCACGAGGUAUCGCGGUGCGCCGAGUCCCCGUACUCACGAAGAUACCUUAGCGAGAACGCAAGGUCAUGCUGCUUUGGGUGGCGGUGGUUUAGCUCUUUUCGGCUCAGCUUGCUUGCAUACGUGGCCUACCUGCAUGGCUCAAGUACUGCCCCGAUUUUUAGACACCACGGUCGUUGACACCGAACAACUGAUGGACGAUAGCAAUUAUCGAGGUACCCAUGGUGGCUGUUUAGCGACUACUCUUGGAUCGGUUUUACACGAACUCGGGCACACGUUCGAUCUCGGACAUACGAGGGAAGGUAUUAUGGGACGUGGUUUUGAUUACGUCGACAGGGUCUUCGUUGGAGCGGCUGGAAUCGAUUUCAAUCGUAAUCCCAUCAGGAGAGAUCCACAACAUACAACUGUUGCUCUCAGUAGACCUCUCAGCGUCACGGUUACAGUACAAGAACCGGUAUUGUCUAGCCCCCGGAGAGGACGACUUUUAUCUGAGACAUCCAGGCCAUCACCAUCGGCAAAUGCGAGACAACUUCCUGGCAGACUAUCCGCUCCCGCUAGUCCCGAACUUAACAGAUCUUUCUCUAAGACUUUAAACGCGGCCGAACUACCUUCUCAACCGGAUAGAACUUUCUGGGGACCUUCUUGUGCCGCGUUGCUCGCUUAUCAUCGAUGGUUCAACACCGAAGCUGAUAAUCAUUCCAACAGACGUCAUAAUGACAUAGAAUACGAUGGUAAAAGGAACGUGGCACGUUCUCGAUAUGGUGUUAGAGUGAUCGAACUUAGAGAAACUUCCGGUGGUAUGGUCGUUGGUUCUCGUCAAUUUCCUGGUACUCGGCCACCUUUAGAAGCAUUGGUACCACCACCUCCACCUCACUGCCUGGCAGCUUUAACUCUAGUCGCUGAGGAUUCCACGGGGAACAUACUCAAACACGAGCUUCCAACUGCCUUCUGAAGGUCGUUGGAAUUAUUACGACCGACCGAACCAUUUUUCCUUGCCUUACCAGCCAAAGAGAAUGAACAAAAAAUUCUUUAACAUACCUAGAAUUCAUUUUGAACCGCCGGUCGGUCCCAACAAUGCGGUAACCGCGGCGAAGAAUGCUUCGUAGUUCAAGCAGGUUUUGUUCGCGGCUAUUAGACAUCUUAUUAUUCUAAUAAUCUAAUACGUACUUUACUCGAACACUUGUACUCUCGCUCUCUCUCUCUCUCUUUUUCUCUCUUUUUUGAAUAAUAUAAGUUCUUUUUUAAAGCACAAAAGUCUUCGAUUCAUGUUAAAUAUAAUAUCGUACUGCCAUCUUACACUUUCAUCAUUUUCAUCGCUUUCGAGGAUAUUCUCUCAUCGUGUAUUAAACGCGAUACCUGAAAAUAUAUCGUUCUUAUAUUAGAAGGGGUGUCGGUUAAUUGGCGAAGAAGUGCUAAAAUUUAGGAAUCUAAAUAAUUAUUUAAUUUCGAAAAAUAUACUGAUACUCCGAAGAAAAAAAAAAAAUGUGCUUCUAUAAUUCAAUAUAAAGAAGAAGAAAAAAAAACAAAAAUCAAAAAAAAAAAAAAGGAAAUAAAAUAAAAUGAAAGAAAAAAUACCUGUAAUAAACAUGAUCACGAACAUUUCUAAUCGUAAAUUAUUAGACAACAGGGAUUUUAUACCAUCGAAAUAAAAUUCCAUUUCUAGUCGAUCAACAGGGCAUAGAUCUCGUUCACGUGCGAUACAUCUUAUCUUCGUGGUUUUUUUUUUUUUUUUUUUUUUUUUUUUUUUU